AUGGAGGCCAUUCGAGAGGCUCAGAAAUUUAUUGAAGAUAAUCUCAUACAACAGAAUGAAAGACAACGGACCUACCUUGUUGGCGCACGGAGAACGACGGGACCCCAGGCUGAACGGGAGCCGGCAGGAACAUCCCAGGAGCUGAGACAGACGCACGUCACUUUGCAACCGCAGGUGGGUCGGAACCGGCCUGUAUCACCAGGCCCGCUGAACAUGACCCAAGACCCGCUAGAGGGCCCCUCUACGCUGCUUGAUGACAGGCAACCGGAGUGGAUGAGUCGACCCAGAACUGCAGAAUCACAACCACAACGCAAACGGACCCGAACCGGAUUGGCACGGAGCCCGGGACCGGCCCUCUCUUGGACUGCGGUGCCCACAGCCCCGGUCCAAAUGGACUUUUCUAAGGUAAAGGAAACAUCGGGGGCUGCAACCUUUACCUUUUCGGGGUUGGGAGAGGUGGGACGGACUCAGCUGGCUCUCAGCCCGAUCCACCCCUCCACGAGAAAAAAGACUUUUUCCACUAACCUGGGACCCAUAGGCAGACGGAGCACUAGCUUCAACCAACCAACAGCGGCAGCGGACCUGAUGGCGGCGACCAGGAUGAACACCUCGGCUCCAGCGCUCCAGACAACAGCAGCAGGAGUGACAGCGGCAGCAGCAUCGGAGCAUGACAGCUCACAGGAAUCUGGUAGCGCAACAAAUACAGUAACAUCACAUAUUCGUACGAAGAGGAAGGCAGAGGACUGGUCCCUCUGCGUGCGUAAAAGCCACCUCAUCCUUGGUGACUCCAAUUUGGCCCGGAUCCCACCUUUCCGGGCCAUGGAUUUACAGGUGGAAUCCUUUCCUGGGGCCACAUUUGCACAUCUCAUCUCACUCAUGGAAAACACCAGAGUCGAGACGAAUGUGAAGAUAAUCAUCCUUUCUUUCGGAAUUAAUUAUAGAAAUCGGAAAUACAUCUCUCCAAUAAAGAAACAAAUAGAGGAGGCAGUAGUUUCAACCUUUCUUGGAACAAAAAAAGAAACCGACAUGUCCUACACCGACUUCCAGGAACUCUCCAAAUCCUUUUUUCAACUUCUCAAACUGAAUAACCAUGCCUCCAAAUUGGAGACAUUUUCCCGUAAAGUCUUCGUCAACUAUUCAUCCUGUGAAGAAGGAGGUGUUGUCAUCCCCGGCCUCGUCGUGGUUAGGAAGGAGGUGUUGUCGUCCCCGGCCUCGUCGUGGAACUCGGUGCUCAUGGCUGGCCUUCUCUCUGAGUCUCUGGGGACCCGGAGGGCUGCCCACAGUCCAAACACGGCGGAAGGAGGUGUUGUCGUCCCCGGCCUCGUCGUGGUUAGGGUUACGGUUACGAAGGAGGUGUUGUCGUCCCCGGCCUCGUCGUGGAACUCGGUGCUCAUGGCUGGCCUUCUCUCUGAGUGUCUGGGGACCCGGAGGGCUGCCCACAGUCCAAACACGGCGGGUCAACGCCCGCCCAGCGCCCUUUGA
Messenger RNA from Menidia menidia (Atlantic silverside), 1482 nucleotides. Lineage: Eukaryota; Metazoa; Chordata; Actinopteri; Atheriniformes; Atherinopsidae. The record is from the annotation of a GenBank genome assembly.